Messenger RNA from Vanessa atalanta (red admiral), 718 nucleotides. RefSeq names its product malignant T-cell-amplified sequence 1 homolog (gene MCTS1). The record is from RefSeq and is a predicted model, not a curated record. The transcript has 5 exons. Gene Ontology annotation, biological process: formation of translation preinitiation complex. The coding region runs from base 104 to 652 and encodes 182 amino acids. NCBI's taxonomy places the organism in Eukaryota, Metazoa, Arthropoda, Insecta, Lepidoptera, Nymphalidae. Gene Ontology annotation, molecular function: RNA binding.
AUUUUACUGUGUAUUUUGACAAUCUCAAUCAAAUUUGUAGUCUGUGAUUAUAAGCAACAGAAAAAUUAUUUCCAGUUAUAAUAGUGCAUCAAAACUUUACAUCAUGUUUAAAAAGUUUGAUGAAAAGGAGAGCAUUUCUGGUGUCCAGCAGCUCAAAUCUUCGGUCCAAAAGGGUAUUCGUUCCCGCCUUUUGGAGUUGUACCCUCAUCUCGAAAACCACAUCGACCAAGUGCUGCCCAAAAAGGACACGUUCAGAAUUGUGAAAUGUCAUGACCAUAUCGAAAUUAUGGUGAAUAGUGCCGGUGAACUUCUGUUCUUCCGCCACCGUGAAGGACCUUGGAUGCCAACAUUGCGACUUCUCCACAAGUACCCAUUCUUCUUGCCAAUGCAACAAGUCGACAAGGGAGCAAUUCGCUUCGUUCUGAGUGGUGCCAACAUAAUGUGCCCCGGCUUGACGUCACCAGGGGCACGAAUGUCACCAGUCGAAAAAAGCAGCGUUGUGGCCGUGAUGGCUGAAGGGAAGCAACAUGCUUUGGCUGUGGGCAUCACUUCUCUGUCGACUCAGGAUAUAGCUAAAGUAAACAAAGGCGUGGGGAUAGAAAACUGUCAUUAUCUCAACGAUGGUCUGUGGCAAAUGAAACCUGUCAAGUGAAUUCAUAAUCAGCUUAUUUUCUAAAAUAAUUUAAGUUUUUUUUUAUAACAAUAAAUAAUGUAUCCG